Messenger RNA from Carica papaya (papaya), 1121 nucleotides. RefSeq names its product acidic endochitinase-like. Lineage: Eukaryota; Viridiplantae; Streptophyta; Magnoliopsida; Brassicales; Caricaceae. Gene Ontology annotation, cellular component: extracellular region. Gene Ontology annotation, biological process: carbohydrate metabolic process. Gene Ontology annotation, molecular function: chitinase activity. The record is from RefSeq and is a predicted model, not a curated record.
GAAUAGCUAAGCCAAUCAAACAACGAAUAAGCUAAACCAAUCACCAGCCAAUUGUUAUGGCACUCCAAAAGCUAACGCCAAUUACUCUACUCUCCCUUUUAGCCGCCGCCAGUCUCAUCGGCGGCGGCUCUAGCGCCGGCGUCAUCUCCACAUACUGGGGCCAGAACGGCAACGAAGGCAGCUUAGCCGACGCUUGCUCCUCCGGCAACUACGGUAUCAUAAACAUAGCCUUCUUAGUUGCUUUCGGAAACGGUCAGACCCCAGUGCUCAAUCUCGCCGGCCACUGUGACCCACCAACUCCCAACAGCUGCAUACGCUUUGCUGAUCAGAUCAAAACUUGUCAGAGACUCGGGAUUAAGGUCUUGCUCUCUCUCGGCGGCGGCGUCGGGACUUACACCCUUUCCUCCGCCGAUGACGCCCGGCAAGUGGCUAACUUUCUCUGGAACACUUUCCUCGGCGGUCAAUCCAGCUCCCGUCCGUUCGGCAACGCCGUUUUGGAUGGUAUUGAUUUUGAUAUUGAGCUUGGUACGAACCAACACUGGGACGUAUUAGCCAGAGCCUUGAGAGGGUUCAGUGGGGGAAGAAAAGUUUUGUUGUCGGCGGCUCCACAGUGUCCUUUCCCAGAUGCUAAGCUCGACACGGCGAUUCGAACGGGGCUGUUCGAUUAUGUGUGGGUUCAGUUUUAUAAUAAUCCUCCUUGUCAGUUUUCCGGCAAUGGGGCGAGUCUGAAGAGUGCUUGGAAUACGUGGACGUCAAUGCCGGCGGGAAAGAUAUUUUUGGGAUUGCCAGCUUCGCCGGAUGCAGCCGGAAGUGGAUUUGUUCCGGCGAAUGUGGUGAUUUCUCAGAUAUUACCAGAUAUCAAGAGGUCACCGAAAUAUGGAGGUGUUAUGCUCUGGUCUAGGUUCCAUGACAGGGGCUUUAGCUCUGCUAUUAAGAGCAGUGUUUGAGUUUCAACGGUCUGAAGAAUUUGGGUUAACUUAUAAUAUUGUCUCUGCAUUUUUCUUUUUCCUUUUUUUUUUUUUUUUUUUGAAUGUUAAAUUAAUAACUAAGCUCAAGAUCUGUAAUGGGUUAUUUAGGUUUGUAAUAAGCAAAUGUGGAAUAAAAUUUGAGCUAUAUAUACA